ACUGCCAAGUGCCAGUAGCCUUCCUGUCUGGUUUCUUUGGGGUGGUUCAGAUUAGACUUCAGUUUUGUUGUCAUCUAUCUUCUCUUAUCUUUGAAAGUAGGUCCUCCGUCUUCGAAAGUUCGACUCCAGGUCCAUCUCCAACAGGGUCUCCUCAUGGCUACAAACACGCUAAGUUCCGCUUUUAGGAAGAUUGACGUCGACCAGUACAACGAAGACCAAUACAGGGAGGAUGAUCCGGCCGAGCCGCAAUCGCCACCCUCGGGCCCCGAUGAGUCAGAAGUGAACAAUCUAUUGAUGAAGGGCAACAACAUCGAGGCUCUGAUCGUCGUGUUGAAAAAUGCUCCACUCGCCUCCAAAAACCAACAAGUCAAAGACAAUGCAUUAAAUCUGACCAUGAAGGUACUCAUGUCAUUCAAGUCUUCCCAAAUGGAUGAAGCUGUGGCUGCACUCAGCAGCGACUUAGUGGACACUCUUAUGAAGUAUAUUUAUCGAGGAUUUGAAUUUCUGUCUGAAAAACGAAGUGGACAAUUACUACUGUGGCAUGAAAAAGUCUAUGCUGUUGGAGGCCUUGGUUCCAUUGUCAGGGUUCUUACAGAAAGCAAAAGAGCAUAGCAUAUUGGUGAUAAAUAUACUAUGUUGCAAGUAAAACACAUUGCAACAUCCAAUACUAUUAACCAAUUUUGGUUUGUAAUUAUUGCAAAUUCAUUUAUAUACCAAUUGUUUUAUCCAUAUUAAAUAUUCCAUCAUUUAACAUAAGACAUUUUACUCUAAUACGUACUUGUAAGUAUAGCAUAUUUUUUGUAUUCUUGUUUUUCUUACGAGGAUUUCCCUAGAUUGCUAAUUGAAUUAAAUAUGCACAUAAAUUGUAAAUAAAGCAAGCUCCAUGUGUUCAGGGCUCAA
Cimex lectularius (bed bug) is the source of this 900-nucleotide messenger RNA. It is a transcript of the gene Arpc5, whose product is annotated as actin-related protein 2/3 complex subunit 5-like protein. Gene Ontology annotation, cellular component: cytoplasm; Arp2/3 protein complex; actin cytoskeleton. Gene Ontology annotation, molecular function: actin filament binding. The transcript has 3 exons. The record is from RefSeq and is a predicted model, not a curated record. The coding region runs from base 154 to 612 and encodes 152 amino acids. Gene Ontology annotation, biological process: Arp2/3 complex-mediated actin nucleation; regulation of actin filament polymerization; cell migration. Lineage: Eukaryota; Metazoa; Arthropoda; Insecta; Hemiptera; Cimicidae.